AUGGCGACGUCUGCUCUUCGACUAAGGAAGGUGAAGGUUUUUUUUUGUUUGCUUCGUCUUUUGUUGACUGAUAUGCUAAUGGGUUUUCCGACUCUGGUUCUGGAUUUCUCCUGUUUCGUGGUCCUUUUGAUGGUUGGUUCUCUCCUUCGUGAUGACUGGGCACUGGCGAGAGCAGAUCACGGGCGGCAGCUGUGGGUAGCUGAGCCAUUGCUCGGUUGGUCGUGCGCUAUCUGGAAAUGCGGUGGUGGCUUCACUUCUUAUUUUCAGAGGGUACUGUUGGUUUUUUUAUUGCUUGGGGAUGAUGGAGAACAAUGGAGGAUGAUGGAGAACAAUGGAGGAUCAGUGGAUGAUCAAGGCUCAGGAUGGUUUGAAGUGAAGAAGGAAAACUGGGGAAAUGGGAAAGCACACAGAAGCUGCUCGAAGAUUUCCGCGCAAAAUUGGGCUGGGGGAUUCUCAGCCAAAAUUGGCAAUAAUUUGACGAGAGAUCAGCAGUUGUUGACCAAGAAGGGUGGAGCUGUGCAAGGAAAAUAUAGAUCAUUGCUUCAAUCAUCUACGGGAAAUUCAGAUGUGAAUAGCCUGGCUGGUCUUGCAAAGUCAACCACUGCAUCAAAUGAAGAUGAAAAGAACAAGGAUAAACCCCAUACAGUUCACAAAAUCAAGUGGGGUGAUUUAGAAGACGAUGUGCUGGUAGCACACCAAGUAAAAAAUGUUGGAGCGGAAAUCAGGUUCGGUGAUAUGGGAUAUGAUAAUGUGCCAGGUUGUUCGAAGAAUGAAAACACUAGUAAUUCAAUUUCAUGUACCAACCUCCAAGAAAACACAGUAGAAGCAUCCAUGGAUGAAGAUGUUCAUUCUUGUGAGGUAUCUUCAUUGACUCCUAAGGAUGAAAUAAUGGAAGAAACAUGUAAAGAGAUCAAUGAAGUAUCUUCAGAAGUUGUGGGACCAGAGAUUGACAAUGAAAAAAUAAUUUCUACGGAUGACGGUUUUAAGGAAAUACAUACUGGACACAUCAAAUCAAUUGGGAAUAAUCAAGUAGAUUGUCGCCUUCUAUCUCCUCAAGCCUCUGGAACAGCAGUUAGACCUGAAGUACCUACUGUAGAUAGUGAUUCAAGCAUUGAGAUGGUUUCACCGGAUGCAGUGUCACUUCCCCUUGAGAACAGUGGACCCGAAACUUUGAGAGAAUCAGUUGCAGAUCGUAUAGAAGAUGGUAGAAAACCUGAUCUGUCAAAAGCUCAACUUAUAACUUCUCUCGGAGAAGUUGAUACCGGAGAAAGCAAAGAAAGGUUUAGGGAACGGCUUUGGUGUUUCCUAUUUGAGAAUCUUAAUAGGGCUGUGGAUGAACUUUAUCUUCUUUGUGAACUAGAAUGUGAUGUGGAGCAGAUGAAAGAGGCCAUUCUUGUUCUUGAAGAGGCUGCUUCUGACUUCAAAGAAUUAACUACUAGAGUGGAAGAGUUUGAGAAUGUGAAAAGGUCCUCUUUUCAAUCGGUUGAUGGUGUGACAAUUACUUUAAAGAGUGACCACAGAAGACCGCAUGCGCUCUCCUGGGAAGUUCGUAGAAUGACAACUUCACCUCACCGAGCGGAGAUAUUGUCUUCAUCCCUAGAGGCUUUUAAAAAAAUUCAACAAGAGCGGGCUACCCGACUAUCAUGCAACGGUAUGAAAUCCCUGGGGCAGGACAAUUCCAAUUAUGCUUCGACAUCUGGUGAUAAUUUGAAGAAGUCAGUUAUGACGUCUGAUGUAACAUCCAAUGAUAAAGAACUGGGACUAAAGUCAAGAAAAUGCCGUGGAGGUGGAGGUUCAUAUCCUACUCAAGGGAACCUAUAUGGAGAGAAACGAAGCUUUGAAUCAGGCAAGUCUGGCAAAUUAAGCUAUGUUCAAAAUGGUCGUGACCCACCAAAGAACUAUAUCUCUUCUGAUGUUGCUUCGACUAGGCCAUUUCUUAAGGACAAUCCUACUGCAUCUGUUGCUGGAAAGAGUAGGAGAGAAUAUCUCAGGUCAGAAACUGAGAGGCUGCUUUCUAGGAAAGAUAAAACAUUAACAGAAAAUAUUGCUGAAACAAAACCUAGAAGUUUGGAUCAGAGUCAGAGGCAAAUUCCUCCUGAAAAAGACAAGGAUAAGAGAAACGGUACUUCAUGGAAAUCCAUUGAUGCAGGGAAGGAGAAGAGGAACUGGGAAGACAUACUUGGGUCUCCUUUCCAUAUUUCCUCUUGGAUAUCAUACUCACCUGGAAUUGGCAAGAAAAGCGCUGAACGUGUACGUACUUUGCACGACAAACUAAUGUCUCCUGAGAAGAAGAAGAAAACUCCUGUGGAUUUAAAGAAGGAAGCAGAGGAAAAACAUGCACGAGCGAUGAGGAUCCGAACUGAAUUGGAGAAUGAAAGAGUUCAAAAAUUUCAGCGUACCUCAGAGAAACUCAUUCGAGUCAAUGAAUGGCAGGCUUUUCGGACUAUGAAGUUACGAGAGGGGAUGUAUUCCCGUCAACAACGUAGUGAAUCACGACAUCAAGCAUUUCUUGCAGAAGUUGUUAGGAGAGCUGGUGAUGAAAGCAGUAAAGUUAAUGAGGUUCGUUUUAUUACCUCAUUAAAUGAAGAAAAUAAGAAGCUUAUGUUACGCCAAAAACUGCAAGAUUCAGAGUUGAGAAGAGCUGAAAAACUUCAAGUGAUGAAGAGUAAGCAAAAAGAAGAUAUGGCUAGAGAGGAAGCUGUUUUAGAACGCAGAAAGCUCAUUGAAGCUGAAAAGUUACAACGUCUUGCUGAGACUCAGAAGAAAAAGGAGGAGGCUCAAUUUAGAAGGGAAGAAGAACGGAAGGCAUCAAGUGCAGCCAGAGAGGCCAGAGCCAGAAAGCAGCUUCGGAGGAGGGAGGAGAGAGCUAAAGCUCAGCAAGAGGAAGCUGAACUUCUAGCACAGAAAUUAGCUGAAAAACUAAGUGAAAGUGAGCAACGUCGUAAAUUUUACCUUGAACAAAUACGGGAGAGAGCUUCUAUGGAGUUUAGGGAUCAGUCUUCACCCUUAAUGCGUCGAUAUGUCAGUAAGGAAAGCCAGGGCAGAUCUACUCCAACCAAUGGUGUUGAGGAUUGCCAAGCAAAUGGCAGUGCUAUUUUAGGGAACUCUGCACUUGCAACAGGCAACAGUGCUUUGCAACACUCAUUGAAGCGAAGGAUUAAAAAAAUUCGGCAAAGACUUAUGGCUUUGAAAUUUGAUAUUUCUGAACCUCCUGCCGGUCCUGAAAAUACUGGUUUUGGAUAUAGAACAGCGGUGGGAACUGCAAGAGCAAAAAUCGGGAGGUGGCUUCAGGAACUUCAGAAACUUCUUCAAGCAAGAAAAGAAGGAGCCUCAAGUAUAGGGUUAAUUACUGCAGAAAUGAUCAAGUUUCUGGAGGGAAAGGAACCUGAGCUUCAUGCUUCUUGCCAAGCUGGUCUGCUUGAUUUUAUUGCUUCUGCCCUGCCGGCUUCACAUACAUCGAAACCCGAAGCUUGCCAAGUGACAAUACAUCUUCUAAAACUUCUGAGGGUGGUGUUAUCAACUCCUGCAAACCAGAGUUAUUUUCUUGCUCAGAAUCUUUUGCCUCCUAUGAUUGCCAUGCUGUCGGCAGCACUUGAGAACUAUAUAAAGAUUGCUGCAUCCUUAAAUCUCCCUGGAAGCAGCAGCAACUCGGUCUCUUGCAAAACCUCUCUUGAAAACUUUGAAUCAGUGUCUGGAGUACUGGAUGGUUUUUUAUGGGCUGUCUCCUCAAUUAUUGGUCAUAUAAGCUCAGAUGAGCGUCAACUCCAAAUGCGGGAUGGCUUGCUAGAGUUAUUAGUUGCUUACCAAGUUAUUCAUCGGUUCCGAGAUCUUUUUGCUCUAUAUGAUAGGCCCCAGGUUGAAGGGUCUCCAUUCCCUUCAUUUAUUCUUUUGAGUAUCCGUCUACUGGUGGUUUUGACAUCCAGUCCCGGAAACAGUUGCAUUAAUCGGGAAUAUUUACCUAUUGAAAUAGAGCUGGGUAGUGAAAGUCAAGAAUCUAAGAUUGCAGCAUCUGCGGAUUCUAGAUGUUUCUCCGUAAGUAGCAACACUGGAGACAUUAUACCUCAAUUAUGUGCUCUAAGCGGUAGCAUUAUGGCACCGCUAUCUGAUGUACCAGAGGAUAGACCAUUACAGGAACCGUGUAGAAUAAGUAAGAAUGAUAAUUUUGUAUUCAUUGGAAAAGAUGGUGAAAAGAAGGCAACCGAUAGUUCAGUCGAGUUGAACAAUCCUAGCACUUCCAAGGUAGAUGUUACAGAUGCACCACAGAAGACUCUAGUUGAGCAAAAGGAAGAGAAACGCGUCAUAAUUUCCAGGGAGGGGAAAAUGAAUGAAAACACAUCUAGUGUGAAACAACCACUGGCAUUCCUUCUUUCCGCUAUAUCGGAAACUGGAUUAGUCAGUCUUCCUUCCCUGUUGACAAGUGUGCUACUUCAAGCAAACAAUAAGCUACCUUCUGAGCAGGCGUCAAAUGCCCUUCCGUCUAAUUUUGAAGAGGUGGCAACCGGAGUACUGAAGGUUCUGAAUAAUUUGGCACUAUCGGAUAUUACAUAUAUACAGAGAAUGCUGGCAAGGCCGGACCUGAAAAUGGAGUUCUUCCACUUGAUGAGUUUCCUUCUUUCUUAUUGCUCGAGCAAAUGGAAAGCAGCUAGUGAUCAGAUUGGUUUGCUUCUCCUUGAAUCUCUGCUGCUGCUUGGUUAUUUCGCCAUGUUCCACUCUGGGAAUCAAGCUGUUCUUCGAUGGGGUAAAAGUCCUACGAUCCUUCAUAAGGUGUGUGAUCUGCCUUUCGUGUUCUUCAGCGACCCAGAAUUGAUGCCGGUCUUGGCAGGAACACUUCUUGGGGCCUGUUAUGGCUGUGAACAGAAUAAGGAUGUAGUUCAGCAGGAACUAAGUAUGGAUAUGCUACUGUCCUUGCUAAGAUCCUGCAGAAACAUCUUACCAACCACCAGAUCAUCCAAUUCAAACCCGGAAAAUCUCGUAGCAGAUGGUUCGAAUGAGUGUAACCAGCAGGCCUCCGAUUUGAAAAGAUCUCAAGGUGAUAUUCCCCUAAGAUCCAGCCGAUUUAACACCAGAAACACAAGGGUCUCGGCGGGAAAGGGCAGCUCUGUAGGAAAUGGCCUCAAGCUCGGCAAGACGAGAAACCAAAGAGAUUGCAGAUCAACAAAACAUUGUGAAGAAACAACCAUUAGGCAUAAUAAUAAUAACAACCUUCCUGUUUUGGGGACUUCCUUAAUGUUAUACUCUAGAUUCCCGAGCAGCUUCAUCGACAGAGCCGAGCAGUUCUUUUCAGCUGGGAUCUCCGACGAUGGAACUGUGAGUUAACUAACACGAAAGCGCACUCUCCAUAUUUGACAUUUACAGGUCCUUGGCAGCAUAAAUUCCAGCGGUCUGACAUGAACCCUAAAUAACUGCCACAGUUUAUCGAGAUUUUGU
Hibiscus syriacus is the source of this 5427-nucleotide messenger RNA. RefSeq lists its product as uncharacterized. NCBI's taxonomy places the organism in Eukaryota, Viridiplantae, Streptophyta, Magnoliopsida, Malvales, Malvaceae. The coding region runs from base 1 to 5316 and encodes 1771 amino acids. The transcript has 12 exons. The record is from RefSeq and is a predicted model, not a curated record.